Megalops cyprinoides (Indo-Pacific tarpon) is the source of this 912-nucleotide messenger RNA. RefSeq names its product sperm acrosome membrane-associated protein 6 (gene spaca6). The coding region runs from base 1 to 912 and encodes 303 amino acids. The record is from RefSeq and is a predicted model, not a curated record. Gene Ontology annotation, biological process: fusion of sperm to egg plasma membrane involved in single fertilization. The transcript is spliced from 9 exons. NCBI's taxonomy places the organism in Eukaryota, Metazoa, Chordata, Actinopteri, Elopiformes, Megalopidae.
AUGAUCUCCAGAGUCUUCACAGGUUGCUUCCAAUGCCUGGUAGAUGCUGAUGACAGUCUCCGCUUGUGUUGGGGGCAUAUUCUCUCCAAAUAUGGCAUACGGAAUGUGGACUCCUGUUUCAGAACAAUUGACCGGAUUUUUAACACGGACCAAAACGUAAUACAGGCCGGGAGAGUUGGGGGAGGCUAUGACAGACAGCUGAGGGACAUCAUGCAUGCAGAGAUCAUGCCCCUGGUGGAAGAGUUUGAUACGAAGAUGAACCCAGACUCUGUAUAUGAAGAGAGGUUACAGACAGCUGCAAAUAAUUUCAUCGCCGCGGCCUCCAAACUGCCUAGAGCUUCCGGAUGCUUCCCCCCUUGUGGUUUCCAGGUGUCCGGCGCUGUCUACAACUGUCUCACCUGCCAAUACGACAGCUGCGAGUACCCCCUCGACUGUCCGAUGAGUGACUUCACAGUUGGGGAGAACAACAGCACCGAGAUGCGAUGUGAUGUCCAGUUUCCCCUGCCCAGCCAAGCGGAGAUCGUCUGGAGGUUUGCCUCCAAGGUCAAGACUCAGCAGGUGGAUCAGUUCAAGAUGGUGACAGUGGGGGCGGACCGCCUCUACUCUAUCCCCUCCGCCCGCCUGCACCAUCAGGGCACGUACCAGUGCGAGGUCUUCUCCCAGCAGCGGUCCAUCGUCAGAAUCUACCACCAUCUCACAGUGAUCCCUCAGGUCCUGGUAGCCCAGGCCAAGUUGCAGGGGAUAUUUGACACGGCUCUCCUUCUGGGGGGGCAGAUCGCACCCCUGCCCGCCGGCCUACCCCGUGACCUCGGCCCAACCCGGCUGUCCGGUCUGCAGCAGCUCCCCUCCCCCUCCCUGCUGGCUGCGUGUCUGAGCGUGCUGCUGCUGCUGCUCUUCCUGUCCCUGGGGUAA